Molecule: messenger RNA, 570 nt
Organism: Octopus sinensis (East Asian common octopus)
Lineage: Eukaryota; Metazoa; Mollusca; Cephalopoda; Octopoda; Octopodidae
Product: inositol hexakisphosphate and diphosphoinositol-pentakisphosphate kinase 2-like
Exons: 3
Coding region: 169-540 (123 amino acids)
Biological process (GO): inositol metabolic process; inositol phosphate biosynthetic process
Cellular component (GO): cytosol
Molecular function (GO): inositol hexakisphosphate kinase activity; diphosphoinositol pentakisphosphate kinase activity; 5-diphosphoinositol pentakisphosphate 1-kinase activity
Source: RefSeq, a predicted model, not a curated record
AAGACAGUAAAGUUUGAUUUGAGGGAAAUUUGGUUACAAUUUCUACCAUGUCUAGCUACUCUGUAGAGGUUUCUCUGCUUAUUUCAUUAAUAAAUAAACGAGGUGUGGUGCUGGAGUUAAUCUUUGUCCCCUCUUAAUUCUCAUCUGUCUUCUGUUUUCCGUGUCGCAAUGCCAGACUGUCCACGGGAACCAUCUCUGGUGCUCAUCGUGAAAUGGGGAGGAGAGCUGACCCCUGCUGGCAAAAUACAGGCUGAGGAGCUCGGAAAGGCCUUCAGGACACUCUAUCCUGGUGGACAAGGAGAAUUUGGUGCCCCUGGUCUCGGGUUCCUGCGACUCCACAGUACAUUUCGUCAUGAUCUCAAGAUGUAUGCCUCCGAUGAGGGUCGAGUUCAAAUGACAGCAGCUGCUUUUGCUAAGGGUUUGCUGGCUCUGGAAGGCAAACUGACCCCUAUUCUUGUCCAGAUGGUAAAAAGUGCCAACACCAAUGGCCUGCUGGACAGCGAGGGAGAGAUGUCCAAACACCAACAGAUGUAUGUAUAGAGACAAAAGUUAAAAAACAAUUAUCUUUUU